UCGCGUCAGUCCGCGGCGAGUUCUCCGUGUGGGAGCUGCGCUCUCUUGGUGUCGUCGUGGGGGUUGUUUGCGAUCGAACGCGCACAGAUCGAUCUCCGGUUUCACAGAGGAGCAGCGAAAGCUUGUAUCGCGUAAACGACGAGUGAAUUGAUCUUCAGUUUUGUGAAAGGAACAGUGAAAAUAAAGAACCGUCAAGACGCAGCGUGUCGAUAGCCACAUUCAGUCCAGAGCAAUGUCCUUGGAGGAAUCGCGGCGUUCGCAGCGUCCGUACAGGUACGGGAUGGUUCUCCUUUGCGUUGGUGCAUUGAUAAACUGGUUAGGCCUCGCGGAGAACUACGUCGAACCGGUACGAUAUGUCGGUGUUGCUUGCAUAAUAGCAGGCGCUCUUCUCAUAUGUGCCGCAAUGUGUUGUUGGCUGCACGCACCGCCAAGUAGGGCAGCCAUGCACACACAACACACAAAUCAUCCAAUCACAGCACAAAUAGAUGAUCCGAUCCAUGUAAUCUCCAUCGAGGAACCAUCUAGUGUAUCCAGACAAAAACCACCAGAUUACGAGGCGGUCACGGAUGCGCCACCUAGCUACGAUGACGCCAUCAAGUUAAAUCCUAGUCACCUAUUUAGGAACAAUAGUAGCACGUUGUCGUUGCCAACUGUGCACACAAUGAUCCCUAGAACAGUGGAGAUCGUUUCUAGGGACCCUACACCAUCACCGCCGCCGCCUUACGCGAGGUGAGAUAUUUGGCAGCAGCAAUAAUGAUCGCAACUAAACGAAAGGCUUGCGGCGUGCUGGAGGUCCAGCGUAUUGCAAUACAAAUUACAGAUUGCCCGAGUACAAAAGAGGGUGCGAAGAACUCCGUCAUUUGUGUGUCAACUGUCACGGUAGCAUUGAUGAUAGGGGUUGCACUCGAAACAAUCAUUUACGACGGAUAAUUAUAUCUCGUCGUAGCACUGGGCCUUGUUUUAGUAGAUUAAAGAUUUGUGUUCAAUGAAUCAAGCAAGUCCUCCAUACAGGGCACCGCAUUUGUCACUGUAUCAACGCAACGAUACACGAUCGAAGGUAGAAUCGAAGAUGGAAGCGUCAAUUGAAUUAAUGAUCACGGUUUGAUCGAUGGAUUCCAAAUGGUGAAAGAGACGAAGAUGGUGAAUCGUCGAACGUUCUCAAGAAACUCGAUGAACGAAAAGAACCGAAGAACUGAAGAAGAAGAGUCAAUGGAGAUGUGAACAUUGUGCCUUCCGCAAAGCGCCUAUUAUUACUGAGAGAACAAGAGAGAGAGAGAGAGAGCGAGAGAGAGAGAGACACAAGCCUAAAUGUUUGCACGAAAUACUCAUGACUCGAUAACUAAUUGCAGAAUUGUUGAAACUUCAAGCGAACUUGAAUCUGUAACUUGGGCACGAUUAUUGAUUUCGUCUGGCUAAUUUAGAGAGUGUCUAAAAUAGCAAAUACGAAUCUUCGAUAAUAACGUUUCUUGCGUCUAUAUUAUCUGAACAUAAUCUGAAUGUAUUCCUUGUGAAGAAUGACGGCGUUCACCGUUGUCGAGUAAUUUAAAAAGAUCCUCAGAGAUGAGAAAGGAUAAAAGAAUGAAAAGUAGGUGUCCUUAAAAAAAAAAGAGCGUAGGAACUGGAAAAGUUUCAAAUUUCAUUGCUUAGACAAUCGUGCGGCUUUUUAGCGGAGAUUAACUGUUUGCUUGCCAUAUGAUUUCGAUGAUUGUCAUUUUACACGAUGUACAUACCACAUGCGAAAAAUCAUUCGCACGUCCAUUUUAUUGUGAUAUAUAAAAUGAUGCAGAAUUAUACGAUAUACGUCACUAUGUCGAAUAUGACGUUGCUUUGUGAAAUAAGACUCUUUUUUUAUAAUGAAAAUACAAAAUAUAAUGAUAAACAAAUUUUAAA
This is a messenger RNA of Apis laboriosa (Himalayan honeybee), 1890 nucleotides long. RefSeq lists its product as uncharacterized. NCBI's taxonomy places the organism in Eukaryota, Metazoa, Arthropoda, Insecta, Hymenoptera, Apidae. The record is from RefSeq and is a predicted model, not a curated record. The coding region runs from base 233 to 733 and encodes 166 amino acids. The transcript is spliced from 4 exons.